Molecule: messenger RNA, 1194 nt
Organism: Mesitornis unicolor (brown roatelo)
Lineage: Eukaryota; Metazoa; Chordata; Aves; Mesitornithiformes; Mesitornithidae
Gene: DDI2
Product: DNA-damage inducible 1 homolog 2 (S. cerevisiae)
Exons: 9
Coding region: 1-1194 (397 amino acids)
Biological process (GO): proteolysis
Molecular function (GO): protein binding; aspartic-type endopeptidase activity
Source: RefSeq, a predicted model, not a curated record
AUGCUGCUCACCGUGUUCUGCCUGCGCCGCGACCGCAGCGAGCUCACCUUUUCCCUCCAGGUGGACGCCGACUUCGAGCUGCAAAACUUCCGAGCUCUCUGCGAGCUGGAAUCCGGUAUCCCCGCGGCCGAGAGCCAGAUAGUCUAUGCAGAGCGGCCUCUAACUGACAACAACAGAUCCUUGGCCUCCUAUGGCUUGAAAGACGGGGACGUGGUGAUCUUACGGCAGAAGGAGACUGUAGAGCCGCGGCCUGCCAUCCGUUUCCCAGGGCUGCCGAGGAUUGACUUCAGCAGCAUCGCAGUUCCUGGGACAUCCACGCAGCAGCACCAACCCCCAGCGCAGCGUCUUCGCCCCUCGCCUCCCGAUGCGCCUUCGUUCCCUCAGGGUUUGGACAAUCCAGCGCUGCUGCGGGACAUGCUGCUCGCGAACCCCCACGAGCUGUCCCUGCUGAAGGAGCGCAACCCUCCCCUGGCAGAGGCGUUGCUCAGUGGAGACCUUGAGAAAUUCACCAGGGUGUUGCUGGAGCAGCAGCAGGACCGAGCCCGGAGGGAGCAGGAGAGGAUCCGACUCUAUUCAGCUGACCCUUUUGAUCUGGAGGCACAGGCCAAGAUAGAAGAAGACAUCAGGCAACAAAACAUUGAGGAAAAUAUGACGAUAGCAAUGGAAGAGGCCCCCGAGAGCUUUGGGCAGGUGGUGAUGCUGUAUAUUAACUGCAAAGUCAACGGACAUCCAGUGAAAGCCUUUGUUGACUCAGGUGCCCAGAUGACCAUCAUGAGCCAAGCCUGUGCUGAAAGGUGCAACAUAAUGAGACUGGUAGACCGGCGAUGGGCUGGCAUCGCUAAAGGUGUAGGGACGCAGAAAAUAAUUGGCAGAGUGCAUUUAGCUCAGGUCCAGAUCGAAGGGGAUUUCCUGGCGUGCUCCUUCUCGAUCCUUGAAGAGCAGCCCAUGGACAUGCUUCUAGGACUGGAUAUGCUUAAGAGGCAUCAGUGUUCGAUUGAUCUCAAGAAGAAUGUACUCGUGAUUGGCACGACUGGCUCGCAGACCACUUUCCUCCCGGAGGGUGAGCUCCCGGAGUGUGCCCGGCUGGCUUACGGGGCCGGGCGGGAAGACGUGCGGCCGGAGGAGAUUGCAGACCAGGAACUAGCAGAAGCAAUACAGAAAUCCGUAGAGGAAGCAGCAAAUCUGUCUGCAUGA